Molecule: messenger RNA, 1345 nt
Organism: Ilex paraguariensis (yerba mate)
Lineage: Eukaryota; Viridiplantae; Streptophyta; Magnoliopsida; Aquifoliales; Aquifoliaceae
Source: the annotation of a GenBank genome assembly
CGAAAACUUGAACCUUUGAGUUGAGUGUGUGUGAGACAAGAGGAUAAAGAAACAGUCAUGACCGUCCUCACCUCUUCAUCACCUCUACCCAUCUCUCUCAAUCGUUCCACAGCCACACCCACUCCACUCAACUGCAAAUCACAACCCACCAUCAUUUCCGUUACUUACCAAAGUCAUCGUCUUCGAAGUCAUCUCCGUCCGAUCACCGUUGCUUCUCAGCUCUGCGCCAAUGAAACCAUAAAAAUGGAUAAGUCAACGUUGAGUGUUGCAGAAGCGACGUCUGAGGAUGAGCUCCGGGCUGCUGCGUGUCUACGUGUUCGAACUUUCUAUGACUUCCGGGAAAGUUUCGGUAUCGAAGAUCAUAAAAGGUACUUGGCCGAGCGUGAGUUUGAAGCACUAAAGGAACGUGUUGCAGGGAUGAGAGUGGGCUUUAGGAGAGUUUGUUGCAUCAAUGCUACAUUGCCAUUGUCACAAAUUUCGAGCAUUUCUGAUGAUUUAUGCACUACAUGCAAGUUUUCAGAUGAUGGAGAAGACCACGUAGUCAUUGGGACCCUGGAUCUUAAUCAGUGUCUUAGGCUUCCAGAUGAAAUAACAGGCAUGAAGCCAAAGGGCAUUGGAGCUGAUUUUGCAAGGGCAUACCUAAGCAAUGUAUGUGUUGCGAAGGAACUGCACAGGAAUGGCUUGGGUCAUGCGCUCAUUGCAAAGUCUAAGAUGAUAGCUGAAGAUUGGGGUAACAACUUCUGAGAACUUGUCCACUUACGUUUUCCUCUCCUCCACUGCUUGAUGUUGUGUUGUUUGUGAGAGUUGUUGACUUUGAUGCUUUUAGUUUUCUUGUAUACUUUUCAGCACUCUCUCAAGAAGCAAGUGAAUUAUCAUAUCCUCCAUGUUAUCAGCACUGGCCUUGGUCUGAUUUGAGCAACUUAUACAUUUUGUCUUUGAAAUUCUUUCAGGAGUAAGCGACUUGUAUGUCCACGUUGCUGUUGAUAAUGAACCAGCGAAGAAUUUGUACAUGAAAAGUGGUUUUGUUUUUGAGAAUGAUGAACCUGCAUGGCAGGCCAGGUUUCUAGAUAGGCCUCGAAGGAUUCUUUUGUGGACUGGUCUUCCUACAACCUACGAGUUGUAAUGUUGUAUUACUAUUCAUGUACAAUUAAAUUACUAAUUUGUACCCAUUCAGUUCCAUAAUGUGUAUUUUGUUUCCACCAAAAACAAACUAUUCACAUGGAUUGUAUGCAGAUGCAUUUGUAAAGGUCAAGAAUCUUUAUUCUUUCAAGUGGCAGAAAUGGGUCAAAACAAUGUAACAUUUGAAUCUCUGGAAUGCUAUUUUGUGAACAAAAAGAUGUUGCUG